Impatiens glandulifera is the source of this 1282-nucleotide messenger RNA. Its product is annotated as cold-responsive protein kinase 1-like. Bases 125 to 1282 code for a protein of 385 amino acids. Gene Ontology annotation, molecular function: protein kinase activity; ATP binding. NCBI's taxonomy places the organism in Eukaryota, Viridiplantae, Streptophyta, Magnoliopsida, Ericales, Balsaminaceae. Gene Ontology annotation, biological process: protein phosphorylation. The record is from RefSeq and is a predicted model, not a curated record. The transcript has 6 exons.
UGCUCAUACGACAGCUAAUUAAGUUGAAGCUUUGUAUUCACCGAAAUAUUUAAUCUUUCGAUCCUUCCCAUGGCGCUAAAUCAGUCUCCUCAAGUAGCAGCAGCAGCAGCAGCAGAGCAAAGCGAUGAAACACAGAGAUAUGGGUCGACAACCGGUGGUGGUUUUACACCGAAUCAUCCCUGUCCCUGCAUCACCUUCAAACAACAAGAUCCAGAAGCAGCAAACUGCAAUCGUAUUCUUUUUCCUUGGAGCACUUCUCGUCCUUCUUAUUCUAAUCAUCAUCAUCAUCAUCUUACUUAUUUCUCGAAAACUAACAACACCCUCAAAGCAUAGAUCAUCGGCCAAGACGACACCAAUCGGAAGGAACCAAGGUCUAAUAACUUAUUUUGAGUUCCAUACAUUAAAGAAGGCAACAAACAAGUUCCACGAAACUAAUCUUCUCGGAAGAGGUGGAUUCGGUUCAGUCUACCGGGGUAAGCUGAUCGACGGGAGAAUGAUUGCUGUGAAACAACUAUUACAUGAAAAAUCUCAUCAAGGAGAAUCUGAGUUCUUGGCAGAGGUGAGUAUGAUCACAAUCAUACAACACAAGAAUCUAGUCCGCCUCCAUGGAUGUUGCAUUAAAGGGAAACAGCAAGAAGAGUUGAAUUGGAACACUCGUUUUCAAAUAAUAAUCGGUGUUGCUCGUGGUUUACAAUACCUGCACGAAGACUCCCCUGUUAGAAUCGUGCAUCGUGACAUAAAAGCUAACAACAUUCUUCUUGAUGACAAGUUUCAACCAAAGAUUAGUGAUUUUGGUCUGGCUAGAUUCUUCCCAGAUGAUCAAGCUUAUCUCAGCACAAAUUUUGCAGGAACCUUAGGUUAUACUGCACCUGAAUAUGCAAUUCGAGGGGAGUUAACUGAAAAGGCUGAUAUUUAUAGCUUUGGAGUUGUUGUUCUUGAAAUAAUAUGUGGUCGAAAAAACACAGAUUUAACUCAACCGCGAGAAAUGCAGUACCUUCCUGAAUAUGCAUGGAGAAUGCGAGAGAGGAGAAGGGUGCUUGAGUUACUUGAUCCGAAGAUGAAAGUUGAUGUUUUUUGUGAUAGAGAUGUUAUGAGGGCUAUAGAUGUUGCUUUCUUGUGCAUUCAACCUCGUCCAAAUGCUAGACCACCGAUGUCUCAGAUUGUUGCACUUCUAACAUGUCGGGAUUACAUGGAAAGGGAACCGAAAAAGGAAGAGGAAAUGUUCUAUUGGGAUACCAUUUCUGAGAUUUUGUCUUCCUCUCUUAAGACCGACUCCCCAUGA